AUGUCCAAACUUAUGAUUGGACACUUAAACAUCAACUCAAUCAGAAAUAAAUUUGAACAUUUAAACAAUCUCUUGUGUGAUAAAGUUGAUAUUUUCUUAGUAUCAGAAAAAAAACUUGAUGGAAGUUUUCUGAACUCACAAUUUCAUAUGGAUGGUUUUUAUCCACCAUUCAGAAACGAUAGAAACCAAUAUGGUGGAGGUGUUAUGUUUUAUGUUAGAAAUAACAUUGUUUGCAGAGAAAUCGAUAAAUCGUCCUUACCAGAAGAUAUAGAAGCAAUAUUUUUGGAAAUUAAUUUACGUAAACAAAAAUGGAUUGUUGCUGGCAUUUAUAAACCACCAUCCUUGAAUACUAAAUAUUUUACAAGAUGCAUUCGUGAGUUUCUUUCGAAAAUUAAUUCUUAUAAUAUUAUUUUAAUGGGUGAUUUCAAUGCUGUUGAACAUGACGAUGAUAUGUUACUUUUUAAUUCAGAGUUGCGUUUAAAAAACCUCAUUAAAAAACCAACGUGUCACAAAUCAUUACAAAAUCCAUCAUGUGUCGAUCACAUAUGGGUGUCUGAUUCUAAACGAUUCCACCACACCAGCAUUUUGGAAAACGACCUUUCUGAUUAUCACGAUAUAGUUGUAACUUUCUUAAAUGUGGAAAUACCAAAGAAAGAUCCUAAAAUUAUAAAUUAUCGUUGUUACAGACUUUUUAAUGACGAACAUUUUAAACAUGACCUUGAGUCACUUAUUGCAUCAAAAAAUGACUUAAAUUACAACGACUUUGACGAACAAUUCAGUCAGUUGGUCAGCAAACACGCCCCUAUAAAAUACAAAGUUGUUAGAAAUAAUAACUCUCCAUUUAUAACAAAAGCAGUACGAAAGGAGAUAAUGAUUCGAUCGAGAUUUAAAAAUAUCUACAAUAAGCACCCUUCUAUUAAAAACUGGGAAAAUUUUAAAAGGCAAAGAAACAAAUGUGUCACUGUUUGUAGAGACGCGAAAAGAAUUUAUUACACAUCACUAAAUAUGAAAAACAUUUUUGAUAACAAAAAGUUCUGGAAAACUGUAAAGCCGAUAUUUUCCAACAAAUGUGUAAAAGAUACAGUCCAAGUAAUAGUUGAAAAUGAUUAA
Molecule: messenger RNA, 1110 nt
Organism: Hydractinia symbiolongicarpus
Lineage: Eukaryota; Metazoa; Cnidaria; Hydrozoa; Anthoathecata; Hydractiniidae
Exons: 1
Coding region: 1-1110 (369 amino acids)
Molecular function (GO): catalytic activity
Source: RefSeq, a predicted model, not a curated record